GACGGAUGUCAACCUUCCUUUCAUCACCGCGGACCAGUCGGGCCCGAAGCACCUGAACAUUCAGCUCUCCCGGUCGAAACUGGAGCAGCUCGUCGAUCCGUUGCUCUCCCGGACCAAGAACCCAUGUGAGGCCUGCAACAAGGAUGCCGGCGUCAAACCCGACGAGAUCAAUGAGGUCCUCCUUGUCGGAGGCAUGACUCGCAUGCCAAAGGUCACCGAGCUGGUGCGUUCGAUCUAUGGCAAAGACCCCUCGAAGGCGGUGAACCCGGACGAGGCCGUGGCCAUGGGUGCUGCCAUUCAGGGCGGUGUCCUGAAGGGUGACGUGAAGGAUGUGCUUUUGUUGGAUGUGACUCCCCUGUCGCUGGGCAUCGAGACGCUGGGAGGCGUUUUCACCCGUCUGAUCAACAGGAAUACGACGAUCCCCACAAAGAAGUCGCAAGUUUUCUCCACUGCGGCAGACAACCAGACACAGGUGGGCAUCAAGGUCUUCCAGGGGGAGCGUGAGAUGGCAGCAGACAACCAGAUGUUGGGACAGUUUGACCUGGUCGGCAUCCCACCGGCCCCCCGCGGCGUGCCACAGAUCGAGGUGGCAUUCGACAUCGACGCCAAUGGCAUUGUCAAUGUCAGCGCGUCUGACAAGGGGACGGGCAAGAAGCAGGCCAUCACCAUCCGGUCCAGUGGCGGCCUUUCGGAUGCCGAGGUCGAACGCAUGGUGCAAGAAGCGGAGCAGAUGCGAGAAACUGACCAAAGGAAGAAGGACACAGUGCAGGCCAAGAACGAGGCCGAGACCCUCGCCUACCAGGCGGAGAAGCAGCAGACAGACCUCAAAGACAAGAUGAGCACUGCGGAUGCAGAUGAGCUGAGGAAGCUCACCGAGGACCUCCGAGCAUGCAUGGCCAACGAUGAUGCCGACCUCGAUGAGGUGAAGCAGAAGACCAAGGAGUUGCAGGAGAAGGUGUGGAAGAUCACGCAGCAGGCAUAUCAGCAGGGAUCUGCCAGCGAGGACUCCAAGCCCGAGGAGGCUGCUCAGGAGAAGACAGAGGAGAAGGAGAAGAAGUGA
Messenger RNA from Symbiodinium natans, 1060 nucleotides. NCBI's taxonomy places the organism in Eukaryota, Dinophyceae, Suessiales, Symbiodiniaceae. The record is from the annotation of a GenBank genome assembly.